Messenger RNA from Malurus melanocephalus (red-backed fairy wren), 4946 nucleotides. RefSeq names its product peroxisome proliferator activated receptor alpha (gene PPARA). The transcript is spliced from 6 exons. The coding region runs from base 30 to 1436 and encodes 468 amino acids. Gene Ontology annotation, cellular component: nucleus. Gene Ontology annotation, molecular function: zinc ion binding; nuclear receptor activity; RNA polymerase II cis-regulatory region sequence-specific DNA binding. NCBI's taxonomy places the organism in Eukaryota, Metazoa, Chordata, Aves, Passeriformes, Maluridae. Gene Ontology annotation, biological process: hormone-mediated signaling pathway; negative regulation of inflammatory response; negative regulation of transcription by RNA polymerase II. The record is from RefSeq and is a predicted model, not a curated record.
AGUUUAAGUGACUGCUCUACUUGAUCAAGAUGGUGGACACUGAAAACCAGCUCUAUCCCCUUACUCCCUUGGAGGAGGAGGAUAUAGACAGCCCUUUAUCUGGAGAGUUCCUACAAGAUAUGGAGAACAUUCAAGACCUCUCCCAGUCUCUAGGUGAUGAUAGCUCUGGAGCUUUAAGUUUAACAGAAUUCCAAUCACUGGGAAAUGGUCCAGGAUCUGAUGGAUCAUUUAUAACAGACACCCUUUCACCAGCAUCCAGUCCUUCAUCCAUUAAUUUUGCCACAGCUCCAGGUAGCAUAGAUGAAUCACCCAGUGGAGCAUUAAACAUUGAAUGUAGAAUUUGUGGGGAUAAAGCCUCAGGCUACCAUUACGGAGUACAUGCUUGUGAAGGUUGUAAGGGCUUUUUUAGAAGAACAAUCCGUUUAAAACUCAUCUAUGAUAAAUGCGAUCGCAACUGCAAAAUUCAGAAAAAAAAUCGUAAUAAGUGCCAAUACUGUCGUUUUCAAAAGUGCCUUUCAGUUGGAAUGUCACAUAAUGCAAUUCGUUUUGGACGAAUGCCGAGGUCGGAGAAGGCCAAGCUCAAAGCAGAAAUUCUAACAGGUGAAAAUUAUGUAGAAGAUUCAGAAAUGGCAGAUCUUAAAUCACUUGCCAAAAGAAUUCACGAUGCCUACCUGAAAAACUUCAAUAUGAACAAGGUUAAAGCCAGAAUCAUCCUUGCAGGGAAAACCAAUAACAAUCCACCAUUUGUUAUACAUGACAUGGAYACGUUGUGUAUGGCAGAGAAGACCCUGGUGGCAAAGCUGGUGGCCAAUGGGAUUCAGAACAAGGAAGCAGAAGUUCGAAUCUUCCACUGCUGCCAGUGCACRUCCGUGGAGACGGUCACAGAGCUGACGGAAUUCGCCAAAUCCAUCCCUGGCUUCUCCAACCUGGACYUGAACGAUCAGGUGACGCUGCUGAAGUACGGGGUCUAUGAAGCCAUAUUUGCCAUGCUGGCCUCAGUGAUGAACAAGGACGGCAUGCUGGUGGCCUACGGGAACGGUUUUAUAACCCGCGAGUUCCUGAAGAGCCUGAGAAAGCCAUUCUGUGACAUAAUGGAGCCAAAAUUUGAUUUUGCAAUGAAAUUCAAUGCACUGGAUUUGGAUGAUAGCGAUAUAUCCCUUUUUGUUGCUGCCAUUAUUUGCUGUGGAGAUCGUCCUGGUCUUGUAAAUGUAGGACACAUUGAAAAAAUGCAGGAGAGCAUUGUGCAUGUACUGAAACUUCACUUGCAAACCAACCAUCCCGACGACACCUUCCUCUUCCCAAAACUUCUCCAAAAAAUGGCUGACCUCCGACAGCUUGUCACAGAGCAUGCUCAGCUCGUUCAGAUAAUCAAGAAGACUGAAUCUGAUGCACAUUUACACCCUUUACUACAGGAAAUCUACAGGGAUAUGUAUUAAGGAUUUUUAGUAUUUUUUCCACAAUAUUUAAAGACAGAGAAACACAGAUGGGAGCAAAACUACUUGCACAGUUACGUGCUGUUCACUCGGCCCAGAGCAGGAAAAAUCUAAAACUGGGGAACUGGAGUGUUACACUUCUUUUGGUUUGGGAUCUUUUGUCUUCUUUUGAAAGAGUGCUGAGAAAAAUACUGGUCAGAGUGCUCAGUGAAGUGUCUUACAAUGGUUCUUUCAUUUGGAAAUUUGAAGAUUGGUAAGGAAUACAUAUUUGUAUAAUAAAUCAGAAUGUUAAGCAACAGAAAUGAACAAAAUUGUWUUUCCUCUUGGCUUAGUCAUUUUAGUAUUAACGUAACAAAUUCAGCACCUUCCUUCCAGGUAUCUGCACAAUCAGAAAGAUGAUGCACUUUUGCCUAAUGGUAAUUACUGAGAACCAGCUAACACUUUUUCUUACAGCACUCAAGUCUAGGUGUAGCAAAUGGCUGGAUGUUACUGUCCACACACUUGUUAAAAAUUGGAAAGAUCUUUGAUCCACUGCUGCUUUAGUUCUAUGAAAUGAUGUACAGCUUUGUAUAAUGUUACGUUGGCAUACUUAGGGUUAGCAUGUUUAAAAGAUGGUUCUUUUAUGAAAUUAAACAAAAUCCAAAGAGUUAUCUAAAAUACAGCAGAGAUAUUCCAACAGUGUUUCUUGAAGAGUAGACGUGAUGAACUGAUGGAACCUUUUUCUAAAAAGUCUUUUAAGGAAAUGUCAAAAUAUCACUGAGGAAAAAUUAAAAAAAUUUAAAACCGUGUAUUUUUGUAAAACUCAUAAUAGCUCAAGAUGCAAUUUUGACAUAAAAAUACUAUUUUGAAUUARCAAGAGUUUUGGAGAGACUGAAAAAUCUGAUCCUGCCCCAGAAAAAAAAAAUAAUUUUAACUUUCCAGCAGUGAUUACUUCAUUCUACUGCAGAGAUGGGUGACUCUGAAUGAAUGAUGGGAUAGGAAGGCACCUGCUUCCUUGAAGUGUCUUGGCAGUGUAGCUGUUUGGACCUGUUUACUUUUCUGAUGAAUGCACUGCUUCAUUUUUUACCCGCUUGGAUACAUUUGUUUCUAUUCCUUCUUAGCCCUCAUUGACAGAAGCAUUUGCUGCGUGUUUCCACCAGAUUUUGUCCUUGUGGAGAAGGUGACGGUAUCACCAAGAGCAGUGUUUGUGGGUGUCAGACUCAGGCAGCACAGUUGAGACUGAGUUUAUUGUGCUCCUACRAGUAAAUAAAUUAUUUUUACAGCAGCACUUGCUCUGCUCCUGGUUCCAAUCAAGCCAUAAGGAAACACCUCCUAACUUUUCCUCUCCAUGGGCUCUUUUCUCAGAGAGCACUGCCCAGAAGUGCCAGCAAGGCUCUGCUGUUCCUCCUCCUUUUUGUUUCUUUGAUGUUCUUUGAAGUUUCUUUUGYAACUUCACAUUAUUACCUCCUGAUUUUACUUUCUGGAGUCAAUCCCAGCAUUUCCAGUGCAGUGAACCUUUCAGGGGCACAGGGGGAUACUUGGUCUUGGUUGAUUGCAGCACAUUUGAAGCACCAGAACCUUCCCUGCAAGRGUUGAGUGCUGAAGGGAGAACAUCACGCAGUGAUUCCUGUUUCAGUGGAAAUUCUUGUUUCUGUCCAGGCUCGGGGGCACAGCUGGGUGCUGGAAAAAUCCCAGGUUUAAAGGCAACAUGGGAUUUGUCCAGGCAGUGAUUGUGGCAGAAGUUACAGAUAUGGAUAUAUUUAGUGUAAAAUAUUGAGGCCUCAAAUUUGGUGAGCAUCUAGGGCAGGAUAGAAACAGAAACUGCAUUUGCACAAAAUUUCCUCCCCUUCUCUGUUGGCAGCAGGAAGAACAGGCCUCAAACACUUACAGGAGGGGACUGCUGGUCUUGCCAGGAGCCCUGAGAUGAGAAACCAGCUGCCUUUUGUGUCCCAGAGCACACAGAAACAAAGAGAGGAUUUUAGGAAUGCUACUGCUUUAUUUUCCCACCCAGCCCUGCUUCACUAAAGAGCUGUGGGGUUUAGGCCGUGGAAAUAAUUGAUUUGCAUUAUUGCUGAUGCAAAAAGUUGUGCAAAUAUCAGCCAUUCUGGGAUGGUGCUCUGAAACYCUAGGAGGCAACUGUUAGUUUAUCAUCGAAAAAAAAAAGACUUGAAAUUUUUCCCCCCAAAGCUCAGAUUUUUCCAAGGGCAAAUUUCAAAGUUGUAUUCCAUAAUCUGGUUGUAUUGUAGGUUCUCAGGAAAAUCAAACACAGCCAGUAUGCACAGCUAUUUUUCCUGCUCUUAUUCUCAAAAUUGGCCAGAACACUUCAAUAAUACUUAAAAGCAUGGAAAAAUUAAUUAUAAAUACUUAAAGUCUCAGCAAAGCUAUAAAGAAUUGAAAAUAGAAUAACUCAGUGAAAGACUGAAUUUUGCUGUUUUAGCAGCUGCUUGUAACAUGGUCCUGUUAUUACCAUAAUUUUUUUGUUAUUUGAAAACCAACAUACAACUUUUGACUACUUCCUUGGGCACUAAAGUUUAAUUUCUGUUUUAAAUUAAUUGCAGACCCUUAAUGAGGGAAAAAAAAAAAAAACCCAGAAUGCAUCUCUGAAUUACAGAAAUAUGAACAAGAUGUUAACACAGCCUAAAAUUCUGGGUGGGUUGCACUGCCCACACUGCUGCCCUGUGGCACAGGGCAGACAAUUCCCUUUCUGAGAAUUAAUGGGAAAAAGAACUCCUCAUUUCUAUGUUCUGCUUUUAUGGAAUUGCAUUUUCUCCUUCAGGAGAUGACUACAGCAGGCUUUGGCCAAGGAGAUUUUACAAUUACUCGAUUUGUGUCCAUUUUUUUGAAGUUUGGAAUCUGAACUAGUCUCAGGUGUAUUUCUGAUCUAUUACUUCAGCAUUUCCCCUACGUGCAGAUAAACGAAUACUUUAAAAUACCCCAUCUAUGGAGGGAAGUAAAGUGAUCAAAUUUUAGGAUUACAACUGUAUUAAAGAUUUAUUGGCUCAUAAGGUGCAGUUUGGAUCUGAUUCUUGCCAAUAUAACUCUCAUUUUACUGUCAUAGCAUGGAAGAACUCUGGUUAGCAGCCAGGCACCACUACCAGCUUAAGGCAAGGGACAGCAGUUCAAUAGGGAAAUAUCCUGGAAGUUUUCAGCAAACAUGCAGAUUACUCAUUUUUGAGCAUUGUUUGGGGGAAAUUUUAUUUAUUUAUUUAUUUAUUUAUUGGGGUGCCCUAGGUACUUUUUUGUCAAAGGGGAAGGGGAGGAAAAAAGGAAAGGUUUGUGCCAAAUAUUAGGGAAAUCUGAUGUCCAUUCUUCUCUCCUCCUUAAAUAUUUUCUUUAAAGCUGCCAUUCAAGAAAAAUCUUAAGAAAAUUAAGAAAAAUCUUUGUACCUUGUUAAAUUUCAGAUCCCACUUUUGCUUUAAACACAAACUGACACCUGGAAAGUUUCCACUUCAGAAAGUGCACCUUUGGUGGUGUGUAAAGGAUCCGUGUUCUGUAUGAAAGUGCACYUUUGGUGGCGUSUAAAGGAUCCRUGUU